Chelmon rostratus (copperband butterflyfish) is the source of this 1848-nucleotide messenger RNA. It is a transcript of the gene slc25a33, whose product is annotated as solute carrier family 25 member 33. The record is from RefSeq and is a predicted model, not a curated record. Gene Ontology annotation, biological process: pyrimidine nucleotide import into mitochondrion. The coding region runs from base 180 to 1121 and encodes 313 amino acids. The transcript is spliced from 7 exons. Gene Ontology annotation, molecular function: pyrimidine nucleotide transmembrane transporter activity. NCBI's taxonomy places the organism in Eukaryota, Metazoa, Chordata, Actinopteri, Chaetodontiformes, Chaetodontidae. Gene Ontology annotation, cellular component: mitochondrion.
CUCGGUCCACCGCUGACAGCUUCACCGAGCCGGCGGACACGCAGAAGAGCGGUGGCGCGCGCCACUCUGGGAUCAUAAAACCGGCGCUCUGUCCUGCCUUUUCGAGCCAAACUCGAUUUCGACAGAAAUAUAACGCGAGUAUGGUGGCUAUUUGAGAAAGAAAGAAAAAAGAGAAAAAGAUGGCACAGAAAGACACGCUGCUACAUCUGUUCGCUGGGGGAUGUAGUGGUACGGUGGGAGCCAUCGUGACCUGCCCCCUGGAGGUGUUGAAGACACGGUUGCAGUCCUCUGGCCUCACCCUCAGACCCGUCUUCCAGGUCCAGCUGGGCACACUUAGCGGCACCGGGGUUAUCCGACCAGGGACUGUUACACCGGGGCUACUGCAGGUCCUACGAUCAAUUCUAGAAAAAGAGGGACCAAGAUCACUUUUCCGUGGCCUGGGGCCGAACCUUGUUGGCGUGGCCCCCUCAAGAGCCAUUUACUUUGCUGCGUACUCAAAAUCUAAAGAGAUGUUCAACGGGCUGUUCGUUCCUAAUAGUGGAGUGGUGCACAUGUCCUCUGCUGGUGUAGCAGCUUUCGUUACCAACUCUCUGAUGAACCCCGUCUGGAUGGUCAAGACCAGGAUGCAGCUGGAAAAAAAGGCCAGAGGAGAGAAGAAGAUGAAUGCACUGCAGUGCGCCCGCUAUGUUUACAAAAUGGAAGGGAUUCGGGGCUUCUACCGAGGCCUGACUGCAUCAUAUGCUGGCAUCUCGGAGACCAUGAUCUGCUUCCUCAUCUACGAGACACUGAAGAAAAACCUCGCCAACAGCCAAUUCACCUCCCCGAAUAGUGAACAUGAGAAAGGAGCAGCUGACUUCCUGAGUCUGAUGAUGGCAGCUGCUUUUUCAAAGGGUUGUGCGUCCUGCAUAGCCUACCCACACGAGGUCAUCCGGACAAGGCUGCGUGAGGAAGGCAGCAAGUACAAGUACUUCUUCCAGACAGGGAGGUUAAUAGCGGUGGAGGAAGGCUAUGCAGCUUUUUAUAGAGGACUCAUUCCACAGCUAAUCAGACAGAUCCCUAACACAGCCAUCGUGCUCUCCACGUAUGAACUCAUUGUCCAUCUGCUGGGAGACUCCAAGUGAAGAAAUGCCUGAAAGUUAGGAUUUUCCUGACCAACGAUGGAUGCAGAAAACCCAAGGCACAAGCGGGGCGAGAGACUUGAAAAUGCAGCACAUUUUUUUCCCCCCCAAUGUGGUGCUACAGAGACUUUAUGGUGGAAUUGAAGCAGGUUGUAUUGUUAUCCAAAGAGCUAAACACAUUAUUUUACUGAAAGUUUGUCAUUAGGAGUUUAUCAAAAUAACUCGAGGCCGUGGUACUUUUAUUAAAACUCCAAACCUGUGAAAAAGGUCAUCUUCGUAGAGGACUAGUGUUAAGUUAACUAAAUUAUUUUAUGUUUCGUUAUAUUAUGACAAUGUAUGUUUUCUUUUAUCAGUGGUAAAUGUACCAACACAUGCAACUGUGCAGGUUAACUCAUUUAGUAAUGGUGGGAAGUAUUCAGAUGAGGUGCUAGUAAUAGUGCUGUUCUUUGCAAGGUAGUGACCACACAAGUCAUUUUGAGAUUUCUGUUUCACAAAUACCAUGUUCUGGUUUUGAAGUUUGAAUUACAGAGAGAUUUAUCAUAUUUUUCAUUAAUAUAUAUAUAUAUAUAUAUGGUGUGUGUGUGUGUAUAUAUACAUAUACACACGCACACACAUAUACACAGGCUUAUCUGUAUGUUCUUUGUGAAAAACACAGUCACCUUUUACAAUAUAAUGAGAACUAAGAUGCUUAUUUGACCAGUGGCUCAAUAAAAUGCAUCACGAAACUACA